GGUCACGUGAUGGGGCCCGGAAGCGGCUGCCAGGGCAGCCGGCGGUGGAGAUGGCAAGGGUUCCACGCUGAGGCAGGGACAGGUGGGCUGCUGGGCUGAAGCAGGAGCCAGAGCUCAAGUCGGAACCCCGAGCGCUACCAUGUCCACGCAGCGACUUCGGGACGAGGACUACCGUGACUACAGCUCCACUGACGUGAGCCCCGAGGAGAGCCCAUCCGACACCCUGAACAACUUCUCUUCCCCAGGCUCCUACCAGCGGUUCGGGGAAAGCAGCAGCACAACAUGGUUCCAGACCCUGAUUCACCUGUUAAAAGGCAACAUUGGCACAGGACUCCUGGGGCUGCCGCUGGCGAUGAAAAAUGCAGGCAUCUUGGUGGGUCCCCUCAGCCUGCUGUUGAUGGGCCUCGUGGCUGUGCACUGCAUGGGUCUGCUGGUGAAGUGUGCCCACCACUUCUGCCACAGGCUGAACAAGCCGUUUUUGGACUACGGGGAUACAGUGAUGUACGGCCUGGAGGCCAGCCCCAGCGCCUGGCUCCGGAACCAUGCACACUGGGGAAGGCACAUUGUGGACUUCUUCCUAAUUGUCACGCAGCUGGGAUUCUGCAGUGUCUACUUUGUCUUCCUGGCUGACAAUUUUAAACAGGUGAUAGAAGCAGCCAAUGGGACCACCAACAACUGCCACAACAACGAGACGGUGAUCCUGACGCCCACCAUGGACUCCCGACUCUACAUGGCCUCCUUCCUGCCCUUCCUGGUGCUGCUGGUGUUCAUCAGAAACCUCCGGGUCCUGUCCGUCUUCUCCCUGUUGGCCAACGUCACCAUGCUGGUCAGCCUGGUCAUGAUCUACCAGUUCAUUGUUCAGGAGAUCCCAGACCCCAGCCACCUCCCCUUGGUGGCAUCCUGGAAGACAUACCCUCUGUUCUUUGGCACGGCCAUUUUUGCCUUUGAAGGCAUUGGGAUGGUUCUGCCCCUUGAAAACAAAAUGAAGGAUCCACAGAAAUUUUCCCUAAUCCUCUAUGUGGGGAUGGCUAUCGUCUCUGCCCUCUACAUCAGCCUGGGGACUCUGGGGUACCUGCAGUUUGGAGCUGCCAUCCAAGGCAGCAUCACCCUCAACCUGCCCAACUGUUGGCUGUACCAGUCGGUUAAGCUGCUCUACUCCAUCGGCAUCUUCUUCACCUACGCCCUCCAGUUCUACGUCCCGGCCGAGAUCAUCAUUCCUUUCUUCGUGUCCCGAGCGCCCGAGCCUUGGAGGCUGGUGAUAGACCUCUCUGUACGCACCGUGCUGGUCUGCCUGACUUGCGUCUUGGCCAUCCUCGUCCCCCGCCUGGACCUGGUCCUCUCCCUGGUGGGCUCCGUGAGCAGCAGCACCCUGGCCCUCAUCAUCCCGCCCCUCCUGGAGAUCGCCACCUACUACUCGGAGGGCCUGAGCCCUCUCGCCAUCAUCAAGGACGCCCUGAUCAGCAUCCUGGGCUUCUUGGGCUUUGUGGUGGGGACGGGUGUGACCCUCUAUGAGCUGAUCCAGCCCAGCAGUGCUCCCAUUUUCAUCAACUCCACCAGUGCCUUUGUUUAGCGGGCUGGGUGCCGUUCCUGCCCCGGCCCUUCUGCCCCGUUUGCUCCUCAGCGCUUGGCCCCGGAGGCGGGUCCAGGCUCUGGGGAAAGGCGAUAUCGCUGUCCUGGAACCCUUCUACCUGGCACUCAGGUACCCUGGGCCAGCUGGCAUGGAGGGCAGGGGAGAGGGAGGUGCCGUUAGCAGCAGCGUCGUCGCUGUCAUUCGUACUUAGUUUAACCCGACACUUUCUGCUCUCUUUCCGGAUCGUGCCUGCCCUCUUCCCACCUGCCUCUCCUUCUGACCCAUCUCACCCAAAUUGUUCCUGGUGCACAGCUCACUUUACUUAAAAAUGUUAGCAUCCCCCUCCCCACGUUUUCUCCUUUCCUGGGCCAGGCCUCGAGGAAAUAAUUGGGAACACCCCUCUUUGGAAAGCUGGGCCUCUCUCCCUUCUCUCGCCCCCAGACAGCAGGCAAGUCCCACCUAGUACUGGAGGCCACUCAGUCGUUGAAAACCAGCCCCCAAAGCGGGAGUUUUUCGCCUUCCCUCUCUGGCUCGCCGUGACCCUCCUCUCCUCCAAAUUCCUCGUGUGGGUCACAGUGCUGUCUUCUUAGCUGCUUUCGCUCCUGAAAGACAUCAAGUGCUGCCAGAAUUGAAAAUAUUUAUAUUUUAUUUAAAAGUAGCCUUUGUUUUUAGACGCUCUCUCCAGCUCUGGGGUGAUAGUGAAUUGUUCCUUCCUCAGUAAACCCGGCUUCUCCUGCUGAGAAGAAACUUACUCCAGGAGAGACGUCUCCCGGGGCCCUCGGCACCCUCGGCUGAGGCCCCCAGAGGUCUCACAGGAUCAUCAAGCGCGGACCUCGGCCGGGAGCCACGGACCUUGCCUCCCGUUGAUCAGCCGGAUGUCCUCCCGAGAGGACGUGGAGGACUCAGGCCGUGUUUGCCGGUGCACGAGGCUGAGGGACCGCAGGCCCAUUCGCGAGGCGUUUCUCUCUCUACAGGAGGUUGAUGAAGUGGCCUCUGCGUGCGUUCAGGCCUCUUUCCCAGCCUCAGCCCCUGACAGACAAGCGGCAUGGCAGCGUCCCUUUGCCCUCGUGCCAGGAAGACAGCCAGCCUCUUGUGGUGGAUGAGGAGAUGAGGCCAGUGUGCACAGAGAACGUGCAAUUCAGUUCCCAGAGUUUGCAUCAGCUGGUCCAACACUAGAGCCGUGCCUGGUUGUUUACGGUCGCCGGAGGGUGGGGCAGAAACGGUGCCCUGCCCCAAGCUGCCUCCAGGACCUGGACUUCUUAAGGAACCACUUGGAUGGGUGUCCUGUGUUCUAAACACUAAUCUCGUGCCCUUGUCUCUGCCCCCCAGGCUCCCACCCCCAUGCCUUCCUGGGUAUCAGAAAAGAGACAGCCUCAGGGCUGACUCAGCUCAAGGUCAGCCUUUGGGUUUGAGAACAAACUGCAGAGCAGGCGGGGAAGGCCCACGGCCUUGCUUUGGGCGGCCUCCACUUCCCUCUUGGUGGGAGAAGUAUGGCAGAAGGGUGCUCACCGAUUCUCCAUCUCUGGAGUGUGUGUGCGUGUGUGUGUGUGUGUGUGCACGCGUGUCAUUUGGGUGUGUAACAGGCUCCUGCUGUCCUCCAUCCGUGCCACCAGACUCCUGCUUACCUGACAGUGGGGAGAGCAGCACAGCUUUAUCAGGGUCUUUUGUUUUUGUGUUUCACCAAAGCUCCUCGGGGCUGUGACCCACCCCUGCAGUCCCAGCUUUUUUCUUUCUCUUCUGUUCCAGAGCCACCUCAUUACAGUGACUCUGGACCGACCUAAGGAUGCCAUCAGUGGUGACUUGCUCUCCCCUAGGAAAAUGACCUGUUUCACCCACCCUCUCUGCUGUUUGGUGGUCGCUUGCCGGUGCUAACAUGACCUAGGUUCUAGCUGGAGGUGGCAGCAGCCCUACUGUCUGAAGCCUCAGGCAUAGAAGUUUCCAAAGUAUAACUUCAAGAACUGUCAGCUCCUGUUUGCAAGCCUGGGCCCCAGCCAUCUUUUCCGAGCAGUCCUGAGAGUUGUUUUCAGUGCCAAGGUGCAGGCCAGUGGCCAGUGAGGGAAAGGGGUCAGCUGUGUGUCCUGCCCACAGCUUCUUCGGGGGAGGCUCUUGUGCUCUCAGAGUGCUACCAGAGGCAGUCCUGUCCAGGCAAGUCGUAUGAAUGGAACUGUGAUGCUUCAUCUGAGGGCUGGACACACAAUGCUGAGGUUCUCUGGCCCUCACGUCUGCUGCUUCAGGGCCGCUGCCCAGAGAACGGGGUGUGUAGGAGACACUGCUUUCACUUUGGGGCUUUGGGAAGCUCGUUAGGCCGGCCUUGGUCCUGUUCAGUCACUUUCCUGUCUCUCGCUGCUUUGACAGCCCAGUUGCAUGGCUGAUUCAGGAGAUCCAGGCCAGGCAGAUCCCUUCCUGCCUUGUACGGUUGCACAGCGAUUAGGUGUUGAAUAGAGGGCUGGCUGGGAGCUUGUCGUGGAGGAAGCCCUUCCUCUUCUGGAAGCAGCCCCUGCGAGGGGCCAGCUCCAGGAAGCUUAGGCCUCUGUUGCCGUGGGGCUCCUCAGUCAGGAAGCCCUCCCUGCUCUCUCCCCACUUCUCGUUAGGAACCAGCUUCCCAGCCUCUCCCCAGGCCCUGCUCCCGUCCCUGAUGAAGCAGGAGACUGAUCAGGCAGCAACAGAUCAAAGGCUGGACUGAAGGCCAGCCAUGAGCUCUGGCCCAGUGCUCACAAGCUAUGUCCUCAAGUCUCCCCAGGGGAGUCCCACAUUCUAUCAGCCCAGAGGUAGCUUCUCAGAUCCCCUUGUUCUCUCCUGCAGAAACCACUGUUGGGAGCAGGCUUCCAAUUCCCUGUAGGCAAUAUACCUCUCUGUAUAUGUGGGUUCUUGCUGGAAACAGCAUGACCUGGCCCCUGCCCAGAAGUUGGACCUUCCACAAGUGGCAUUAUUUGUAUUUAUGUUGUGCUGCUGUCUGGCUGCUGGGGGCCGUUCAUCUGCACGGCCCCUGGCCAGAUAUGUGUGACUUGGUGGCAUGUCUUAGCCUAGAACCUGUGGCUUCCCCCCUCCCUCUUCUCUCACUCGCUUCUCCAGCCAAAUUCAUUGGCUUUUGCUCACUGUUCGCUCUCUACCCCCACAAAAGGUAAAGUGGGCAGUUUUACCAGUUGUCUUCAAGUGGUGAUCCCAAACAGGACCCAGUGGGGCCGCCUGUUCCCCGUCCUGUUCUCCUGUCUUGCUUUUUAUCUCUCCAACCUCUCCCUUCCUAAAUUGUAGAGUAUCAUCUCCGUGUAACACUACAUGUCCACCUCAUGUUUCUUGGACGUGCAGAAUCUCACUUUAUGUCUGCUUGCAGCUCCCGCUCUUCACUGCUUACCGCAGGGGGUCUGGGCCCAGUUUGUUUGACGUCGUGGCUGCCUGGAUGUUAAGGCCAGCCCCAGUGCCUGCUCUGGUCAGAAUGCAAAGCUGCUUCUUCACAGUGGGGACACACAGCGCAGAUGGCACGACUUGGAGAUUCAGGAGUCGGCUCCAAGUCUGCCUGAGAGUUACAGGUUUCCAAGUACCUUAUAGCAUCUCCAAGACCAUUAAGGGGAACGGAGAGAAUGUGGUUUGUCUUUGGAAUCAAAGUUAAUACUUUGAGACAGUCUCGCACUGGUUGCAGGGCUCUUUGUUCUCACAGCAUCAGCCUGUGGCAUUUCUUCCCUGUCCUUUGUCCCACUGGGUCCUUCCCUGGCCGGGGGGACAUAAAUGGUGCUGGAUGGAAGUUAUCAGUCACGGCAGGAAGCGAGGGUGGAGGGUGCCAGUUAUAAACCGUGUUUUGUUUGAAUCAAGGUGGUGCUGCAGAAGUGAUUUUGUUGUACUCAGUGAUAAAAUUAUGUGACCUUAUUAUAAAACAUAUCCAUGGAUGUGUGAAUAGGAAGAAUAUGAAAAAUUGCUGUCCGAUAGGUCUUGCUAACCAGACAGUCCCAUGUAUGUCAUGUGCCUACGUGGAUGUGUGUUUCCUGCAUGGUGCAUGUAGAGAUGUGGCUCAUGCAGGAGCUCUUAGAAGCUCUCGUUUGGGGUUCUGCACAUGAAUCAUGUGUUAAAACUUCUCCUUAAUAAAUGAAUUUUUUUUAUUUUUGA
Messenger RNA from Phacochoerus africanus (Common warthog), 5668 nucleotides. It is a transcript of the gene SLC36A1, whose product is annotated as solute carrier family 36 member 1. NCBI's taxonomy places the organism in Eukaryota, Metazoa, Chordata, Mammalia, Artiodactyla, Suidae. The transcript has 11 exons. Bases 140 to 1570 code for a protein of 476 amino acids. Gene Ontology annotation, biological process: L-alanine transport; glycine transport; proline transmembrane transport. Gene Ontology annotation, cellular component: vacuolar membrane. Gene Ontology annotation, molecular function: L-proline transmembrane transporter activity; glycine transmembrane transporter activity; amino acid:proton symporter activity. The record is from RefSeq and is a predicted model, not a curated record.